AUGGCUGCAAACGGACAACCAGCAUCGCUUCAAAAACUAGCACAGGUCAAUGAACAAACAUGGCUGCAAUUAGGCGAAGUAGCUGAAAUGAUGCAAGAUUACGAGCGAGCAAUGAAUGCAUACGAAUCAGCGCUUCGUCAAAAUGCAUAUUCUAUUCAGGCGUUGGGUCACAUAGCAGCUCUUUGUAGAGCAAGAGAACAAUUUCCAAGGGCUGUCGAGUUCUUUAAUCGCAUCUUGAAUAUUGAUCAGACUAAUGGUGAAAUAUGGGGUGCUUUAGGUCAUUGCUAUCUAAUGAUGGAUGAUCUACAAAAAGCAUACAGUGCGUAUCAACAAGCACUUUAUCACUUACCAAAUCCAAAGGAGCCAAAACUCUGGUAUGGUAUCGGUAUACUAUAUGAUCGAUAUGGUUCUCUUGAUCACGCCGAGGAAGCAUUUUCACAAGUGAUGUCUAUGGAGCCAAAAUUCGAAAAAGCAAAUGAAAUUUAUUUUCGACUCGGUAUUAUUUAUAAACAGCAGCAGAAGUACGAGAUGAGUUUAGGGUGCUUCAAAUAUAUUCUUCAUAAUCCACCACGACCACUCACCGAAGUAGAUAUUUGGUUUCAAAUUGGGCACGUAUAUGAGCAGCAAAAGAAUUAUCCAUUAGCGAAAGAAGCAUACGAACGUGUCCUCAACGAUAACCCAAAUCAUGCAAAAGUGUUGCAGCAGCUCGGUUGGCUUUACCAUCAACAGAACACUAAUUUCGGGAAUCAAGAUUUAGCGAUCAAUUAUUUGACCAAGUCGUUAGAGUCUGAUGGUAAUGAUGCUCAAUCGUGGUAUCUACUUGGACGCUGCUACAUGGCACAGCAAAAAUACAAUAAGGCAUAUGAAGCUUAUCAGCAAGCUGUGUAUCGUGAUGGACGUAACCCCACUUUCUGGUGUUCUAUCGGAGUGUUAUACUAUCAAAUAAAUCAGUUCCGAGACGCAUUAGAUGCUUACAGCAGAGCCAUUCGUCUAAACCCAUACAUCAGCGAAGUAUGGUACGACCUCGGUACUUUAUACGAGUCGUGCAACAACCAAAUAAGCGAUGCGUUGGAUGCCUAUCAACGAGCUCACGAACUAGACCAGGACAAUCCACACAUUAAACAACGUUUACAAUUGCUCAGAAAUCAACAACAACAAGGUGGGCAAACUACUGCUCCGGUCCCACAAGACGUGAAUCCACAAGCGUAUAAUAAUAAUUCGCCGUCGAUGAUGAACAAUCCACCGCCACAAUUUGCUCAUCCGACUCCUGGGCCACCAGGUCCUCCAGGUUUAGGAGGUUACGGGAGAAUGGAUAAUCGACAGACACAUCCUCCUCCACCUUUGCCUGUUAACUUCCCGAAUAAUAUGCAAGGUAGUGGACGUGACUUGCCUCCUAUGAAUACAAGUCGUCGAAGUCCAGGUCCGUCUGGUCAAUAUAAUCAUCCGCCUUUGCCUCCUCAUAUUCGCGGCGAACCAACUACGCCUCCAAAUCAACACCAUACUUUGAAUCCAAUGAUGCCACCACCUCAACACGAUAAUCGUCAAUUAGGUCAGCAAUCACAAGCUCCACCCUCGACUCCACAAUUGCGUAUGGAAAAGCGUGUUUCUCCUUCUCCGCAGAUUCCUCCUAUUUCUGAUUCCCGUAGCAAUCGUGGAUAUUCUCCUCAAUUAUCUGAGCCUCAAUCAUCCGUCCGCCCAUCUUAUACUUUGGCAUCACCAAAAUUACCAGGUCCCGAACAAUAUUCAUCACCUAUUUUGCCUCCUCAUCAGUCUUCUCAUCAGCAACCUCAUUCAUCACAUUCUGCAUCCCACCACGAUAUUCUUCAUGAUCGUCGCGAUGAAAUUUAUGAUCCAACAAAAAUAAAGGGGGAAGAUAAACAUAACAAUGGUAUUCCGCCUUAUCAUAUUAGUGAACAACCGCCACCAAUAGCUAAUAACCAUGAUAGCCAUUCAUCACAUCAUCAUAACCAUCAAUAUCGAGAUUCACAAAUGAAACCUGAAGACACUUCAGUUGAUGGCGUCUCGAAUAAUAUCGUUGAGCAUGGUCCACCAUCAAGAGUACCACCUCCACAGCAGAUUUUGAAUGCUCCGCCUCAACCACCACUUGAUCAUGUAGUUGGUCACCGGAUACAGGAACAACCAGUUGACGAUGAGAAAGUUGGUAGUGGAAAUGUGGUCCCUUCGAUUCAUACAUUUCAACAGGAAGAAAUUCACGACAGAAGAAGAUCAAAUUCAAUAAACCUCCCGGAAUUAAAAGUCCCUGAAACACCAACUCCAAGAACAUCUUUGCCACAUGAUUCACCGAUGAGAGAAAAUGGCCCUUUCCCGCCUCCACAACAUUUAAAUCGAGUUGAACUUCAUAAACCAAAUAUCUUGAAUGAAGAAACAAGUCCUCGAUCACCAUCUGAAUCGCCUGGUCUAUCUCGUAACACGGAUAAUAAUGGAGUCGCAACUUCUCCAAGUAGUCCGUUGGAUACUACUGAUAAUGUAAAACUUUCAGGUCUUGGAAAUUUUCGUACACCACCACCAAAUUCGGAUAGAAACGUACUUAACUCACCUGUCGUUUCUACAUCCUCGCGGCAGGUAGACGAAGAUUAUGAUGACACAGCUAAUGUUUUAAUUAGUAUACGUGGUGAAACACCUGUAACUGCUACCUCGAGCAACUCACCAGUCAAUAAUUCAUCACCAACUACCGUAAUUAGUGGGCAAAAGAGACCUUAUAGUCCUCCAAAAGGUGAUAUAGAUAUAGAAGAUCGAUCACGCGAGGAUGUGAAUACAAAAAGAAGCAAAAAUUCGCCAAGGGCUUCUUCCGUGACGGAAGAAUCACACUCUAUUUCCUCGUUAUCUUCGUCUCAUCAAGAACGUGAAAGAAGUGAUCGUGGUGAACGAGGAAUAGAACGUGACCGUGAUCGUGACCGUGAAAGAGAUCGUGAUCGAUCUGAACGCGAUCGUGAUCGUGAUAGAGACCGCUCUGAACGCGACAGAGAGCGUGACAGAGAAAGGGAUCGCGAUCGAACUGAUCGAUCCGAACGAGAACGCGACCGUGAUAGGGAACGAGAACGGGAAAGAGAAAGAGAUCGUGACAGAGAUCGUGAUCGCGAGCAAAGAGAUCGUGAGCGAGAAAGAGAUCGUGACCGUGAUCGCGACCGAGAAAUACGAGAACGUCGAAAAUCGGAUCAAAGCGGAAAUGGUAGUAAUUCCCAUUCCCCAACUACUCCUUAA
This is a messenger RNA of Ambispora gerdemannii, 3222 nucleotides long. Lineage: Eukaryota; Fungi; Glomeromycota; Glomeromycetes; Archaeosporales; Ambisporaceae. The record is from the annotation of a GenBank genome assembly.